Molecule: messenger RNA, 2337 nt
Organism: Ascochyta rabiei
Lineage: Eukaryota; Fungi; Ascomycota; Dothideomycetes; Pleosporales; Didymellaceae
Product: DNA-directed DNA polymerase
Exons: 2
Coding region: 1-2337 (778 amino acids)
Biological process (GO): error-prone translesion synthesis; DNA-templated DNA replication
Cellular component (GO): epsilon DNA polymerase complex
Molecular function (GO): DNA binding
Source: RefSeq, a predicted model, not a curated record
AUGGCGACAGCACGACGACCAGAGAAGCCCUCGGCGGUCCCAGCCAACCCGAUUCCCUCCUCGUCGCCCGCAUUUGGCACGCCAGUCCACCCCAUCCAUCCCCGCCGAACCGCGCCCAUACGCGCUCCACCAGCACUUGCGCCCAAGGCCAAAUCCACCGUCCUGCCCAUCCUGCUCCCGCCGGCGACACUGCGGCCCCUUGCCUUCCGCACCUUCACCAAGAAACACAACCUCACCCUCACCUCCUCGGCGCUGCAGGCUCUCGCCACCUUCAUUGGGAAGCACUGCGGCUCCGGAUGGCGCGAAGAGGGUCUCGCCGAGAAGGUGCUGGAGGAAGUCGCCAAGAGCUGGAAGAAGUGCGGGGGCCAGGUCAUCGUCGACGGCGACACGGACGUCUUCAAGGGCAUCUUGCGCACCCUGGAGGGCGCCAUGGAAGGCGGGAGGGUCGCCCAAGCCUCUACGCUGGGCAGGCAGAGCAGCUUCAGCUUUGGCGCCGAGCACAAGGGAGUCUCCCCUUGGCCUGCGCUGGACGCCACCUCGAGCUUUGGCAUGUCGACUCUGCACGUCCAAGACAAGGACGAGGAGGAGGAGAUGCUCAGAGACCCGCGAGAGUGGAUCAAGGUCAUUGGCGCAUUUGAGCAGCCAAAGCAGGUGUACAAUGUGUCUCAGAGACACUUUGAAAAAUCGGCCUCGAAACCAUCGCUCUUCCCCCAUCCUGCACACAAGACGGACCUCUUCCGCCAACGCUACCACAUCGUCCAUCAGCGCAUCCUCCGCAACGAGACGUUCCAAGCACCCACCUUCAGCACCGCUCGGUCAGCGACCCUAAACCGGACCGGCUCCAUUGCCACAUCACAGACAAACACCAUAACGCCCAUCGCCAACCUGCUAGGCCGCACAGGAAGCACACAUCUGCUGCUGGGCAUGCUCGUCGUCUCACCCACAGGAGCACUCUCCCUCUCAGACCUCACGGGGACAAUAGCCUUGGACAUCCAGCAUGCACGCCCCAUACCAGAGAACGGCGCUUACUUUGCGCCCGGCAUGAUCGUCCUUGUCGAUGGCAGCUACGAAGAAGACCAUGGCGCUGCAUCGUCGAACCUGGGAGGAACUGGCGGCAUUGGCGGCACAAUUGGCGGCAAGUUCCUCGCUUUCUCCCUCGGCCACCCACCGUGCGAGCGAAGAACAGCCACCCUGGGCGGCACCGACGAACUCGACAAGAGCAGUCUCCAAGGCCCAGCAUUCGGCUGGACAGACUUCCUCGGCGUCGGCUCACAGCGUGCAACAGGCUCCCGCAUGAACCGCAUAGCCAGCAACCUUCUCCCCUCCACCGCGCCUCACAACAUCAUCAUUGCAUCCGACCUGCAUCUCGAUACCCCCUCCACGCUCAGCGCCCUCCGCACCCUGCUACGCACCUACUCGCCGUCUCCCUCCAACCCCAACCCAACCUACCCACUGGCCAUCGUCCUCAUGGGCAACUUCUCCUCCAAAGCAACCCUCGCCGGCGUCCCAGGCGCAGGCAGCAUAGAAUACAAAGAGCAUUUCGACGCCCUCGCCUCCGUCCUCUCCGACUUCCAGCCCCUGAUCGCCCACACCUCGCUCGUCUUCGUGCCAGGCGACAACGACGCCUGGCCCAGCGCCUUCUCCGCCGGCGCCGCAACACCACUACCGCGCAAACCCGUCCCCGCGCUCUUCACAAACCGCAUCCGCCGCGUCGUCGCCGAAGCGAACCGCGAGGUCUGGGGCAGCGGCCGCGCGAGGGGGAAGGAAGGCGAGGUGCUCUGGACAUCGAAUCCCUCGCGCCUGACUUGGUUCGGCGUGAAAGGCGAAAUGGCAAUCCUGCGCGACGACCUCGCAGGCCGGCUCCAGCGGACAGCGAUCCGGUUCCCAAAAAACCACGACGGCGACGACGGCGACGGCGACGGCGAUACAGAGAUGCCCUUCGCGCCCCAACACGACCUCAACGAAGCAAUGCACAUGGACCUCCCCGCGCCCCAGACACUGCAACCGCACCCGGAACCCCCCGUCGACACAGCCACCCAGACGGCGCGCGCCCUGACCCGCACCAUCCUCAGUCAGAGCCAUCUCAGCCCGUUCCCGCUCGGUGCGCGCCCGCUGCACUGGGACUUUGCCCACACCCUAGGCUUGUAUCCGCUGCCGACUUGUCUCGUGCUGGCGGACCCUGGGGCCCCGGCGUUCGUCGUCAAGUAUUGUGGGUGUUCGGUGCUGAAUCCGGGGACUGUCGAUGCGAGUCGAGGGCGGGCUGGGAGAGAGGGGAGGGCGAGGUGGGUCGAGUUUGACAUUAGGAGUAGCGUCGGCAUUGUCAGGGCGGAGGGGUAG